AUCGCGUUUGUGCCGUGUAGGUAAAUCAAUGUCAUGUGCACACAUCCAUACAAUUCAGUUCUCUCACGAAUCGAUCUACACAGCUCAGUCAGUUGAUCACUCCGGGACCACAAGGACACGGCCGCCAAGCUGGCCGUCAUGCAAAUAUCGCCAGGCGGUUGCUGACAGCUGCUUUCGACAUUCCUUUCCCUCCCCCCGCCCGUCUCUCAGCAGCUGACCCCUGUAAUGUUUCUCGUCUCUGCCGAUGCCUCCGAUACCAAGAGCUCGGUCCCAAGUGAUACUCACGCCCAAUUUCAUUCUCCUGACUCAUGUGAGUCUCAACGUAGUCGUAUCUGUGUGCCAGGGACUCGACGACUCGCUGGAUGCCGUCUAGUGUCUGGCCCUUGCGAUCGAGGGCUUUGGUGAGGUCGAGAUGGCACACCAGCAGCCGAUAGAGAAUCUUGAACACAUGGGCCGUCGCAUAAAACUCCUGACCUUCCAGGCGAUAGCGGCGUGCGAACGACAGGUACUCAAAGGCCAUCGACAGCUGGUGGUGCGCAUAGGCCAGCGGGGAUUGUGAGGGGUCAGCAGGCGCGUGCUCGUCGUGGGCAAACAGGCUGGGAUCUUCGAGCAAGGCCUCUGCACUCAUGACGGCAUCCGCACUUGUCGCCUCAAAGCACUGAUGGAUGUCGUGGUGGGUCUCGAUGCCCCCAUUGGCGAUGAUCGGCAGGGACGUGACUUCCCUGAGUCGCCGGAUGGCCUCCCAAUCGCACGGCCCGGUGUCGGCCUUGGUGUUGAAUCGUGUGCGGCCAUGGACACAGAUGAAGGCCACGCCGGCAGCCUCGAGAGCCCUGACGGUGUCAACUGUCCUCUCCCAUGAGGGCAGCAGGCGAAUCUUGGCCGACACGGGCUUAGUCAGGUGGGAACGCAGCCCAUCCACUAUCCUCACGACCGUCGACAGGUCCUCUAGCACUGCAACCAACAACACACCCAGACAGGCAGACAGACAGACAGACAGACAGCACAUGACGAGGGACGCUGUCAUCUCGUUUCAUCUAUCUUGCUUACGAAAUGCGCCGUAUCCGCCGCUCCUGGCGCAGCCCUGCGGACAGCCGAGAUUGAUGUCAGUCACGUCAGCGAAGGGCUCCAGCGCCUUGGCGGCCUCGAUGAAGUGUGGCGGGGAGUUGCCGCACAGCUGCACACUCAGAGGUCGGUCGUCCGCGAACUGCACAUCUGAUCAACGGGAAUGGCGAGAGGCAUGCAGUCAGUCGUCGACCAGGGGAUGUGCACUGUGCCUUGUGUGUGCCUGCCGCCUCACCUUCCAUCACUCUGGCCAUGAUCUUCGGGUGCUCGAGCACAAUCCUGCUGUGCACCAUCGGCGUGCAGGCCAAAUCUGCACACCAAUCCACAGCAGAAAUAAGACAUGCACAGAGAAAUGCACUGACAACAAUUCGUGUUUGCUGCCGGGCGUACCAGCGCCGUAUUUUCUGGUCAUCAUGCGGAAGGCCGCCUCGCUUUGCGACACCAUCGGCGAACAGACAUAGCGCGGCGAGCCCAGAGAUGUCCACACGUCCCACGAAGAGUCGCCAUCCAUCGCACAGAGGCUGCCCCCAGACAACCUGAGGCUCCUGCGCCUCUUGCGAUGCAGACAGGCGCUGUUUGUCACAGAUCUCGGCUUGUCAGCACACGAGGGAGGAAGGAACAAAACGUCGGCACCAGAACAGAACAAAAGUGAGCAAGACACACCCCAAAUCAUCCAAGGCAGCUGUUGGAGGUUCC
Vitrella brassicaformis is the source of this 1758-nucleotide messenger RNA. The record is from the annotation of a GenBank genome assembly. NCBI's taxonomy places the organism in Eukaryota, Vitrellaceae.